GUUUUUAGAGAGAGAAAGGGGAGAGUUUUAAACAGAGGGGGAAGAAGAAAGAAGGAAGAAGGUGGAGGAGGAUUGCGUGUUUGUGUCGCAGAUUCCUCCUCCAUUUUUUGUUUUGAUGUGGUUUUAUUGAAGGAGUUUUGUUUGUUAGGGAAAGUGUGGUGAGAUCCAGAAAGAAAGGGGGGAAUUAGGGUUACGAUUUGAUCGAAACAUAAUGAAUGUGAUGCGUCGUUUGAAGAGUAUCGCCUCUGGUCGUACUUCCGUUUCCGAUACCAGUGGAGAUUCUAACACUAAGAGGGUAAAGGCUGAGCGAGAAUCUGCGAGUACAUCAGGAGAUCAGCCUGAGAGUGCUAAGUCUGCAAGGAUGGCUGCCGGAACAUCUUCGAUUUCUAAACAUGAAAAAUCCGACUAUGAAAACCUUCCCAAAGAAAUGCAAGGAAUGAAAAUCAAGGAAGAUAAAUCUGAUGACAAGGAUUUUGAGGCUACUCUUGUAAAUGGUACUGGUACAGAAACAGGUCAAGUCAUUGUGACUUCGGUGGGUGGUCGAAAUGGAAAACCAAAGCAGACUUUCUCUUACAUGGCGGAACGUGUUGUUGGUACCGGUUCAUUUGGUGUCGUCUUUCAGGCCAAAUGCCUUGAGACAGGUGAAGCUGUUGCUAUAAAGAAGGUGCUACAAGAUAAAAGAUACAAGAACCGAGAACUUCAAAUUAUGCGUUUAUUGGACCAUCCAAACAUUGUUCCACUGAAAAAUUGUUUCUAUUCAACAACCGACAAGAAUGAAGUGUACUUGAACGUUGUCUUGGAAUACGUACCUGAAACAGUAUAUCGGGUGUCGAGGCAUUAUGUCAGGAUGAAUCAACAUAUGCCUACUAUAUACAUACAAUUGUAUGCGUAUCAGAUCUGCCGUGCUCUUAACUACAUUCACAACGUUAUUGGUGUAUGCCAUCGUGAUAUUAAGCCACAAAAUUUAUUGGUUAAUCCACAAACUCAUCAGCUAAAACUAUGUGAUUUUGGGAGUGCAAAGAUGUUGGUACCCGGGGAACCAAAUAUCUCGUAUAUUUGUUCAAGAUAUUAUAGAGCUCCUGAAUUGAUCUUUGGAGCAACAGAAUACACCAACGCAAUUGACAUGUGGUCUGCAGGUUGUGUUUUGGCUGAGCUACUCCUGGGACAGCCUCUUUUUCCUGGUGAAAGCGGUGUAGAUCAACUUGUAGAGAUAAUCAAGAUUUUGGGUACGCCAACACGUGAGGAAAUUAAGUGCAUGAAUCCUCAUUACACCGAAUUCAAGUUCCCGCAGAUCAAAGCUCAUCCAUGGCAUAAGAUAUUUAACAAGCGCGUGCCAUCCGAAGCCGUUGAUCUUGUUUCCCGCCUGCUCCAGUACUCACCAAAGCUGCGAUGUACCGCUCUGGAGGCUUGCACUCAUCCUUUCUUUGACGACUUACGGAACCCAAACACAACUCUGCCGAACGGCAAACCCCUCCCUCCUCUAUUUGACUUCACACCUCAAGAACUUGCUCAUGCAUCUCCGGAACUACUUCAACGGCUGAUACCCGAACAUGCCAAAGAAUGAAUUACGUGAUCACGAGAGGAUUUCAUUGUGAAAGUCGGGUUUUUGAAUACUUACCCUUGCACAAUACGCAUUAUACUUGUUCUUUUCGAUCUUUUGGCUACACUAUCUAAUCAAGUUUAUAUUUAACUGUAACGCAACGAAAAUAUAUGGAUAUUGUGUAGCUAGGUUCGAUUUUCGAGCAUUCCAUAUGCUCGAUGGAUGGAUUGCUUACAUCGUGGCUAUACUUCUAAUGAAUUUGAUUUUUUCGUUUUUUUCA
Molecule: messenger RNA, 1820 nt
Organism: Cynara cardunculus var. scolymus (artichoke)
Lineage: Eukaryota; Viridiplantae; Streptophyta; Magnoliopsida; Asterales; Asteraceae
Product: shaggy-related protein kinase theta-like
Exons: 13
Coding region: 212-1564 (450 amino acids)
Biological process (GO): protein phosphorylation; signal transduction
Cellular component (GO): cytoplasm
Molecular function (GO): ATP binding; protein serine/threonine kinase activity
Source: RefSeq, a predicted model, not a curated record